AUGGUGACGGCGGCGAGAGAGGGGCGCGGUAGCGGCACCCCGGAGCGGCGGGGGCCCGGCGGCUCCUCCGAGUGCUGCCCGCGCCGCCCGCCGCGGCGGCGGCGCCCGGGGACGCCGGCGGGGGCCGUGGGGGACAGCCCGCAGGAGCUGCAGGCUUUCCGUGACUACGGAGAGAGCUGGUACCGCUCCCGCAAGAGGCUGGAGAGCCGCUUCCAGCCGCGGGAGCCGCUGGCCCGGCAGCCGCAGGUGACGGCGGAGGCGCGCUGCAAGCUGGUCAGCUGGCUCAUCCCCGUACACCGGCACUUCGACCUCUCCUUCGAGGCCCUCUGUCUGGCCGUCAACAUCCUCGACCGCUUUCUCGCCACCACGCCCGUGGCCGCCGACUGCUUCCAGCUUCUAGGGGUAACGGCGCUGCUCAUCGCCUCCAAGCAGGUGGAGGUGCACCCUCCCAGCGUGAAGGAGCUUCUCGCCCUUUGCUGCGACGCCUUUACCCGCCAGCAGCUCCGCAACCUGGAGUGCAUCGUCCUGCACCGUCUGGGCUUCGACGUGGCGGCGCCCACCGUCAGCUUCUUCCUGGAGCACUUCAGCCAGGUGCGGCUGGAGACGCGAGGGGCCGACGCGGCGGAGGCGGCAGACGCCCGGAGCCUGGCGGGGAGCGUCGCGGAGCUCAGCCUGGCCGACUACGCCUUCACCAAAUACGCGCCAUCCCUGCUGGCCGCCGGCAGCCUGGGGCUGGCGGACCGGCUGCUGCGACACCACAGUCCCCUGGACCUGAGAGUCAGUGGCUACCCGGAGGAGCUCCUGCGGGACUGCAUGGACCAGCUGCAGCUCCUAGUGUCUCUGAACGGGCGGUCCCUGCCGCUCCUCCUGCCCCCGGAGGUGGCCCAGAAGUGCCACUGGCUGGGGCCCGUCGCUGUCCCGACCGGGACCCAGCGGGCGGAUGCGGAGGGCGUGGACGCGAUGCUGCGGGCGGUGUCGGAGAAGUGCCGCGCGGCCCUGCGGAGCCUGGGGGGCAGCCCGGGGCACAGCUCGGGGGGCAGUCCCGGGGGCAGCCCCACGGCCAAGCGCCCGCGCCCGGCUCCGCGUCUGCACGGCGCGUUCCGCGGGCUGCGCACCGGCCGGGCCGCCCUACGCCCGGGCGGCGGGGACCUGGAGGAGGGCGGCAGCCUGCGAGCACAGCUGGGAGAGGCGGGAGCCAUCCGCACCCUGGCCUUCCCGCAGGGAAACGCCUUCACUCUCCGCACCGCCACUGGCGGGCACCGGUUCCGAUGGAAAUUAAACGAAGAUCUGCCCGGCUUUGUCCAGAGCUUUUACUCGGGCAGACAAGCGCAGCCGACGGUCCAGUGGCUGGAGUUGGCUGGCCACUCUGAAAUCAGACUGACCAUCCCAGUAUUCUUGCAUGAGUCCGUGCACAUUAACAGCAGUCCAAUUGUGAGAGGCUUGUGUGAUAGUAAAGUCAGGGGCCGAGGCACCCCCACACCGUGGCACGGCAGUGGAGCAGCCCCACGGGGCACGGCCGCGGUGGUGACACAUCGGCCCCGGCGGGGCGGGCAGCGGCCGCCCGCGGUGUCGGCUGGCAUGCUGCCCGUGCCCGGGGUCGAGCCAGGGCCCUCUGGCAGAGGCCGCCGCCGCCGCCGCCCUGCCCGCGAAGUCCGCGGGACUCGGCGCGCCGGGUCCUUUGCCGCCAGCGAGGCCCCGCCGCCGCGCAGCCCGGGCGCGCCGCGUCCCGCCGGCGGGACGGGACUGCGGCUCCCGCCGCGCAGGGCGCGCCCGGGGGAUGCUUAA
Molecule: messenger RNA, 1785 nt
Organism: Empidonax traillii (willow flycatcher)
Lineage: Eukaryota; Metazoa; Chordata; Aves; Passeriformes; Tyrannidae
Exons: 7
Coding region: 1-1785 (594 amino acids)
Biological process (GO): mitotic cell cycle phase transition; regulation of cyclin-dependent protein serine/threonine kinase activity
Cellular component (GO): centrosome; nucleus; cyclin-dependent protein kinase holoenzyme complex
Molecular function (GO): cyclin-dependent protein serine/threonine kinase regulator activity
Source: RefSeq, a predicted model, not a curated record